ACAGCAGUGCAGCCGGGGCUUUCGUCGCUGGGGCAAAGCUUGCUUGCCGAUUGCGGUUCCAUCGUCGCUGCCCAGGAGAAUAGGCUGAAGCUCUUCAACCUCUUUCAUUCAUAGUGCUUAACGUUUGCUACACACAAUCUUAAAGUCACAGAGGCUAACAAAAUGGCCUCUAUGCUUAUGUCCCGUGUGGCCGCUGCCCCCGUCAAGGCGGUGGCUUGCAUGCGUAGCGCUAUGACCACCCGUGCUAUCGCUCCUAUUACGGCGCGCCCGGCGACCAGCUCCUUCAUGGGCGGCUCUUUCGCUGGCAGCAGCAUGACGCGCGUGGCUCCCGCUCGCGGUGGCCUGGUCGUGAUGGCCAACGCCAAGAAGUCGAUUGCUUGCACGAAGGAGGGCACCAACAGGAAGCGCCGGCGGACCUCGGGCUUCAAGGCCCGCAUGGCCACCAAGAACGGCCGCAAAGUGAUCAAGGCCCGCCGUGCUAAGGGCCGCCACAGCCUGUGCCCUGCCUCGGAGGGCAAGUCCGGCGGCAAGAAGUAAACAUCUGGCGAUAGCGGCGUGCUCGUCACAAUGUUUAGAGUUGGCAGAGGAGGCGGGAGCUUGGGAGACAGGCGUGGCAGGGGAGCUGUGGGCGCUCCAAGCGGCGGCAGCGCGGCCGCACGGCGGCAGCAUCAGUAGCAGCAGCGCGGAGCGUGGAGGGCACUCCCGGCAGCGGCAAUUUUGUCUAUAGCUACUGCCGGAUUUUGCCGUCCUCGAUUACGCACGCGCGCGGGCUUGGGGCUGCGCGUGCAGCUGGCGGGUGGCUGCGCCGCAUGGUGGUUGGAGCAACGCGUUAUGCGCGAGGAGGGCUAGCGUAGGUUGCGUAUCUAUUUAAGCGCGCACCAUGGACUUAAUGCGCCGUGUGCUGUAAUGCGACAGGAGCGGGUGGAUGGGUAUCGCAGGGUCAUGUUUGGUUAUGUGCAACGGGUGCUGCCGGUCACUGCACCCGCGGAGCUGAUGGCGGGCGCUAGAGCCGGCAAGCAGCUGGAACAAGAAUUGUGUGUGGCAUUUGUGGUGUCGAUUGGACCGAGGCUUGUAACUGAGCCAAAACAGUACAAGGCUGCUGAUGCUGUCAGCUGAGGACCCCGAGCUGCCAGCGUGCGUACAGAAUCAUACUCCAAUGCGCGAGCGCGACACACCAUGCCUAAGGUUGACAGCCUUCGCCAGGGGAGGUCCUGCCCUGGCCUUUGCUGGACUACAAUGCCUAUAUGUCACCAAUCCGCGUUGGAUGCUUGUGGCGCACGUGCCAUUGCUUGCGCGCUGGUGAAUCAUCUGAAGCAGCCUAACGGAGGGCAACUCCUCUUGCUCGAUAACAUUGCGUGUCUGGGAGUUGCCAGGAAUGUCAGCUCGGAUGGAGAGGGGGCUCCCCAGUCCAAAAGUAACCGGCCUUUAAUCGAAGGGAACCGUGGAGAACAAGAGGAUUCGGGGU
Messenger RNA from Chlamydomonas reinhardtii, 1465 nucleotides. RefSeq lists its product as uncharacterized. The record is from RefSeq and is a predicted model, not a curated record. NCBI's taxonomy places the organism in Eukaryota, Viridiplantae, Chlorophyta, Chlorophyceae, Chlamydomonadales, Chlamydomonadaceae. The transcript has 3 exons. Gene Ontology annotation, molecular function: structural constituent of ribosome. Gene Ontology annotation, cellular component: ribosome. The coding region runs from base 163 to 537 and encodes 124 amino acids. Gene Ontology annotation, biological process: translation.